AUGCAGUCCCCGUCAAUUAUUGCAACGUGCAGACAGACACGUUUCCAUCUCCUAGAUGAUAAGCCUUCUAAAGAGGUCGACGUGGAGGGUCUUACCAUUACCGUCUUCUCACCCACGCCUGAAAACAUAGUUGCAGGAAAUCCAUUCGAACAGAAACUUAAAGGAAGAGGCAAGGGAAAAUCCAAAGCGAAAGGCGAAGGACGAGAGCUUAUCGUGGACGCGCAUUUGCGGCUCAAGGCCGGCGUGCAUUAUGGAUUGCUGGGAAAGAAUGGGACGGGGAAGUCGACACUUCUGAAGGCCAUGGCUGAGAAGCUUAUCCCUGGCAUCCCACAUGCAAGUCGAAUAGCCAUCUUACAGCAGACGGACGUCGAGUCUCGGGAUGAUGGCGUGGAAGAUGCUCGUACAGGAGCCAGUGGUUCCGAGGGAAAUAAUAAGGGCAGAACAGUUCUUGAAUACGCCAUGGGAAGCGAUAAGUCCGCAAAAGAUAUCGUUCGAAAGGCGACUAUUCUCGCGAAAAGCUUCGAUACAGAUGACCCACUAGAGCCAGUGAGAGCCAUUCGCAAAAUCCGCCACGAGAAGCUCGAAGAACAGCUUUUCUUAGCCCAGAAGAAUUCAAACUUAAAGAGUGGAGCGAGGGGAUUCCAGGCGAGAAAGGACUUGAAAGCCGCUGAAUCUAAACUUGAAGUCUCGCGGAAGUUAGUCGAGCAGGAUAGGGAAAUGAUAGAUGUCGCAGCAAUUAAGGACGACACUCAGAGUGCGAUUGACACCCUGGAAGAACUCCAGUCCAUAAUUGAAGCAAUAAAGAUUCGAGAUGUAGAGCAACACGCUCGCCAUAUCCUAAAAGGCCUUGGCUUCAAAGAAGCCGCAUUCAACAAACCAUUCAAGACAUUGUCCGGAGGAUGGCGCAUGCGGUGUGCCCUAGCCAGUGUCCUAAUCCAGGAAUCUGAUAUCAUGAUCCUCGAUGAACCGACCAACUUUCUAGACCUUCUUGGAGUUGUAUGGCUCGAGAACUACCUCCAUCAGCUCCGUGAUUCUUCAGAAACGACAGUUGUCGUCGUGUCCCACGACAGAGCGUUUAUGAACGCGGUAUCCGAGGAAAUCGUAAUCCUACGGGACCAACAACUGACUUAUUUCCGGGGCAACUUAACGGCGUACGAGCAGGAUUUUGACGAGCAAAAGCUCCGCUGGGGCCGUAUGAAGGAAACACAGGAACGACAGAUUGCUCAUAUGGAGGCGACAAUUCGUGAAACCACUAAGGCCGGAAAGAAAACAAAUGAUGAAAACAAGCUGCGCAUGGCAAAAUCCCGCCAGAAGAAGGUAGAUGAUCGCAUGGGUAUCCAAGUCAGUGCGAAAGGAGGGCGAUUCAAACUGAACCGCGACCUUCCCGGGUUUCACUUGUCCAGCCGUGCAGAAAUAGAAGUGCCAACUGAUGAAAAGGCGUCAAUUAUCCUACUUCCCGAGGCUUCGGAGUUGCGGUUCCCCGGACCCCUGAUUUCCUUGGAAGGCGUCCAUUUCCGAUAUAAACCCACCGAAGCCCUUGUCCUGAAUGGAGUCGAACUGGUCGUGCACUUGGGGGAUCGUGUGGGCAUCGUGGGACUCAACGGGUCUGGGAAAUCGACGCUAUUACAAAUUGUGACAGGAAAGCUACUUCCUUCGAAGGGCAAGAUCUCCACUCACUCGAGACUAAAAUUUGGAUAUUACUCGCAGCAUGCGGUUGAGGAGCUUCAGGAACAAGGCAAAACGGAGCCCGAGCUGACCGCACUGGGACUAAUGGCCAGGGAGAUUGAAGGGGCAUUAAAUGAAGGAGCCACCAGAGGUUUACUGUCAUCAUUGGGUCUUGCAGGUCGCAUUGCAUCUGAUGUUCCCAUAUCACGGCUUUCAGGAGGCCAGUUGGUGCGACUAGCAUUAGCUAGGAUCGUGUGGAAUUCACCGCAUUUGCUAAUUUUAGACGAGAUCACAACGCACCUGGACUUUUAUACUGUAACCGCGCUAGCCACGGCCAUGUCUUCUUUUAACGGAGCUAUAUUGUUGGUCUCACACGACCGUUUCCUAGUCCAGUCCGUGAUCGAAGGAAAACGAGACCUCGAGCAUAAAUUAGACAAGGAUUUCGAGGGAGUCGACGAGGAGAUGGACGAUGUACAAAGCAGGAAACGAGAGACGUAUGUAAUAGCGGGAGGGAAACUUCACCAGCAGAAGAACGGGGUGGAGGAAUUCGAGAGGAGUCUGAUGAAGAGGGUGCGGAAAACGCUCUCAACUGAUCAUUGA
Monascus purpureus is the source of this 2265-nucleotide messenger RNA. NCBI's taxonomy places the organism in Eukaryota, Fungi, Ascomycota, Eurotiomycetes, Eurotiales, Aspergillaceae. The record is from the annotation of a GenBank genome assembly.